AUGACUUCAGUAUACUACGAAUCCUAUUCAGAGAUAUCAACCCCAGCUAAUUCAGAUUACUUGACAGAGGAAGAGUCAGAUGAAGUUGAGACAGAAUCAGAGAAUGAACAUACCUCAAGUUCAAGAAGCUCAAGCUCUUCAGGAUUAUUGACUAGAUCAGAGACCAAUGAAUCAAUUGAAGUGAUCAAUACUAGUAGAUUAUUGGAUUCCAGCGUUGAUACUUUAGCAGGAUUGCUUCAAAGAAGUUCAUUAGGUCCUAAGGUUUUAAACUCUAUUCAAAGUGGUGAACAAACUGAAAACAAUAGUGGUAUUGCAACUCCUCAAUUGUUUACUUUAGAAGAGGCUAAGAAAAUAUUAGCUGCUGAAAAGAAGAAUGCUGAACAUGCUUCAAUCAUUGGGAGGGUUAAUAAAGUUUUAAGAUCAAAUGAAGGUAAAAUUAGUGAUGAUCCAAGAGGGUUUGGGUUCAAGUUUCUUUGUUUGUGUAUUACUGCUGCUUUUGGUGGUAGAAGAGGUAUUGCAAGAUAUGAUAGAUGGGAAUCAAAGUAUGACUUUACUUCAAUCAUUCCAAGUAUUACAGAUUGUUCGAAUCAUUUGAGACAAUUGAAUUCCACCAUGAUGUGUUAUAUCGGUCAUGUUAUCUUGUAUUAUUGGGAUGAAGAACCUUUCAGAAGAGCUAUGAUUAGUAAAUUUGGUCCUUUGGACAAAAUCAUUAAAGGUAAAGAUAACAUUCGUUCUGAAAUUGGGGCCAAAAAUUUAUGGUUACCAAAAGUUCGUGAAGUUCAUUCAUUAACCAAGAAGAAGAUUAUUGAAGAGUUUGAAGGACGUUUUGAAAAAGAUACUGAAAACUUUGAAAAGAUCUUAUUAUUUUUUGGUAUUGAGAUGUGA
Messenger RNA from Hansenula anomala, 885 nucleotides. RefSeq lists its product as uncharacterized. The transcript has a single exon. NCBI's taxonomy places the organism in Eukaryota, Fungi, Ascomycota, Saccharomycetes, Phaffomycetales, Wickerhamomycetaceae. The coding region runs from base 1 to 885 and encodes 294 amino acids. The record is from RefSeq and is a predicted model, not a curated record.